Daldinia childiae is the source of this 981-nucleotide messenger RNA. Its product is annotated as Arginase. Gene Ontology annotation, cellular component: cytosol; cytoplasm; nucleus. The transcript is spliced from 3 exons. The record is from RefSeq and is a predicted model, not a curated record. The coding region runs from base 1 to 981 and encodes 326 amino acids. Gene Ontology annotation, molecular function: manganese ion binding; arginase activity. NCBI's taxonomy places the organism in Eukaryota, Fungi, Ascomycota, Sordariomycetes, Xylariales, Hypoxylaceae.
AUGAACACCUCCAUGGUUAAGUCCAAGUUUCUUUCCCACCCCGAGGACCUCGGCGUUGUUGCCGUCGGUUUCUCAGGUGGACAGUGUAAGCCUGGAGUUGAUGCCGCUCCUUCGGCUCUGAUCGAGUCUGGAUUACUUAGCCAGCUUCGAGACGAGCUCAACUAUAAGCUACACGGUCACGACACUGUACACUCGUACACCGAUCUUGUCCCGAAAGAUGACCCCCCUUUCCGGAACAUGAAGAACCCCAAGGCCGUAAGCAGCGUCACUGAGCGUCUCUGCGACCAAGUAUACGAACACGCCAAAGAAGGAAGAAUGGUUUUGACCUUAGGUGGCGACCAUUCCAUCGCAAUUGGCACCAUCGCCGGUUCAGCUAAGGCCACACGGGAACGGCUCGGCCGCGAGAUCGCGGUUAUCUGGGUAGACGCACAUUCCGAUAUUAACACGCCCGAGACGAGCGAUUCCGGUAAUGUCCACGGGAUGCCCGUGAGCUUCAUCACCGGCCUUGCCAAGGAAGAAAAACCUGAGUACUUCGGCUGGCUAAAGCCUGAGCAUCUCAUCAGCGUGAAGAAGCUCGUAUAUAUUGGUCUGCGAGACGUAGAUGCGGGCGAGAAGCGCAUCCUUCGCGAGAACAACAUCAAGGCAUUCAGCAUGUUCGAUAUCGACCGAUAUGGUAUCGGUCGUGUCGUAGAGAUGGCGCUAGCGCAUAUCGGUGCAGACACUCCAAUCCACUUAUCCUUUGACGUCGACGCGCUCGAUCCCAUGUGGGCACCUAGCACAGGAACGCCAGUCAGGGGAGGAUUAACGCUGCGCGAAGGAGACUAUAUCUGCGAGAGCGUCCAUCUAACAGGAAGCCUCGUGGCUGUGGAUCUCGUCGAGGUCAACCCGAGUUUGGCACCGGAAGUCGAGUUGGGAGCUCACGAGACAGUUCGUGCAGGAUGUUCGCUGGUGCGAUGCGCUCUGGGUGAAUCUUUGCUAUAA